Branchiostoma belcheri (Belcher's lancelet) is the source of this 2646-nucleotide messenger RNA. RefSeq names its product multidrug resistance-associated protein 4-like. The record is from RefSeq and is a predicted model, not a curated record. The coding region runs from base 10 to 2637 and encodes 875 amino acids. Gene Ontology annotation, biological process: transmembrane transport. NCBI's taxonomy places the organism in Eukaryota, Metazoa, Chordata, Leptocardii, Amphioxiformes, Branchiostomatidae. Gene Ontology annotation, cellular component: plasma membrane. The transcript is spliced from 19 exons. Gene Ontology annotation, molecular function: ATP binding; ABC-type transporter activity; ATP hydrolysis activity.
GGAGUCACUAUGGACCUCAGCACUGCAACAUGGAAGACGAAAACAACACUGACGAAUAUCAAGUUCGACGUCAAAGAAGGUGAACUGAUUGUUGUCAUAGGACCAACGGGCGCUGGAAAGACCGCUUUAUUGUGCACGAUAAUGCGGGAGCUUGUGCGGGUGGAGGGUAAGGUGGACGUGCGAGGAACGCUCGCUUUCACCGCCCAGGAACCGUGGGCCUUUCCCGACACCAUUAUAAACAAUAUCGUGGACUUCGGGAAACCAUUCUACAAAGACAAGUAUGACAGGGCGAUAAGCAUCAGCGAGCUGGAAAUGGAUAUACAGGGCAUGCCGUACGGGGAUAAGACGUUUGUCGGGGAUAGGGGAGUCACCCUGAGCGGGGGUCAGAAGGCGCGCCUCGGCCUGGCAAGGGCUGUGUAUGCUGACGCUGACAUCUACUUGCUAGACGAUCCUCUCAGUGCGGUGGACGCGGCGGUUGGGAAAAAACUCUUCGACAAGUGCAUACUGGGAGCUCUGGGAAGCAAAGUCCGGAUUUUGGUGACACAUCAGCUCCAGUUUCUAAACAAAGCUGACAAGAUUCUGGUUCUGGACAAGGGCAACCAGGUCUCUUUCGGAACGUAUGAAGAAGUCUUGGCGUCUGGAGCUGACUUCGCGCAACUUCUAGUAGGCAAGGGCGACGACGAUUCAGGAACUGCGGUGGACAAGAAAGGCUCAACAGAGAGCAGCAGAACCAAUGUAGAGAUUGAGGAGGGCGAGGAGGACGAGGAGGAUGAGGAGGAAGACGAGGAUACCAACUUUGUGGAGGAAGAGAGAGUCGAAGGAAGCGUGAGUUGGCGGGUGUACGUCAAAUAUCUGACAUCAGGACCUCCACGCUGGUACCUGUUUAUGAUGGUGUUCUUUAUCCUAGCUUUUGAGGUAAGAUGUUCUACUCAUUGGGUGGACAGUAUCGCUCACUUGAACAAAACCCUCCCGAGCGGACAACCCCGGCCAGUCCCCGGGGCCAUCUCGCUCUAUCACCUGAAGAUGUACGCCGGCCUUGAGGGUCUAACGGUCCUUCUAUCCAUCAUCUCUACGGUACUGAUCAUUUACGCCACCUACCGAGCAUCAGUCAAUCUUCACAACAUGAUGUUCAACGCCGUCAUGCGGGCACCCAUCGGCUUUUUCGUCAAGAACCCCUCUGGGAGGGUUCUUAACAGGUUUGCGGACGACUUGCUUAAGGUGGAAGAGCACAUUCCCCAACAACUAAUAUCCAGCAUCGAGGGUUUGCUCGCUGCCAUUGGAGCUGUAGUGAUGAUUUGCAUCGGCAAUCCCUGGGCAAUCCUGCCGACAUGCCCGCUAGUUCUCGGCUUCGCUUUCAUGUACAACUACUACAUGCCGACUGUGCGACAUCUGGCGAGACUGAAAGCAACAAACGCCAGCCCCAUCUAUACGCACGUGUCGGCAGUCAUGGAGGGACUGUGGACGAUCAGAGCUCUGUCAGCUCAAGAGAACUUCAAGAGGCGGUUCAGAGAUAUUGUCGAUCAGCACAGUGAGGCUGAAUUCCUCGACAUCGCGACCAAGGCCUGGUAUAAGGUCAGAGUCAAGGUCCUGGACGCCACCUUCAACACCUUCCUCACAUUCAUGUGUAUAUUGUCGUCAGAAAGUCUUGGUGCUGGACGCGUGGGUCUCACUCUUUCGUAUGCGCUUCUAAUGUCCGAGCACGCUGAAUUUAUUGUGGAGGCCAUUAAAGAAUUGGAAAGCGUCAUGAUCAAUACCGAAAGGGUGAUAGAAUACGCCGAGCUGACGCCUGAAGCACCGUAUGAGACCGACCACAAACCCCCGCCGGACUGGCCGGCAUACGGCGCCAUAGAUCUGAAAGGAGUCUACCUUUCCUACGGCGAGCAGGAGUCUUUCGUUCUAAAGAACGUCAACUUGAACAUAGUCGGGGGAGAGAAGGUUGGCAUCGUUGGUCGUACCGGCGCGGGGAAAAGUUCCCUGCUGAUGAUGCUGAUGAGGCUGGUAGAACCGACAGGCAGUAUCCGAAUAGACGGGGUGGACAUCCGUAAACUGGGACUGCACGAUCUCAGGAAGAAGAUCUCCGUCAUUCAACAAGAUCCCAUCAUGAUCCAGGGGACCGUUAGGAAAAAUCUGGAUCCCUUGGACAUGCACUCAGACCAUGCAUUGUGGACAUCGCUGAAUGAGGUUUACAUGACUGAAGACAUACAGAAGCUUCCGCAAGGCCUGGACACGCCGAUAGGGGAGAGAGGUGGAAGUCUGAGCGUGGGGCAGAAGCAGCUCCUGUGUCUGGCGCGGACCAUUCUGUACUACAACCGCAUCCUGUUGUUUGACGAGGCGACAGCCAACAUCGAUCUCAAAACGGACCGGCUGAUCCAGUCGACCAUCAGGGAACGCUUCAAACACUGCACCGUGUUGACCAUCGCGCACAGACUCAACACCGUCAUGGACUCCGACAGAAUCGUGGUGAUGGAUGAAGGUCGUGUAGCAGAAUUUGACGAGCCACACCUUCUGUUGACGGAGUACCCGGAUAGCAUCUUCAGCAAGCUGGUGUCUGAAACCGGGGAGUCCAUGGAACGUGAACUGAGGAAAGCUGCACACCAGAGUUAUCUACAAAAGCACGAACAGAAGAAAUCACAGUAACAGUCUAAC